CAAUCAUAGGAUAGCUACUGGACUGGUGCGAGACGUCCCAAUAUACGCGUUGGUCUGUUCACUGAGUCCUUGGGUAGUUUUGGCGAGCAGCACGCAUCGUAAAAUUAGGUCAGCGAAUCUCCAUCAAAGAGGUCCUAUCGCAGAUUCGCGAUUUAAUUUGCUGUUGCAACCGAUGAAGCGGAUGGUCGACGGCCCAUGAUAACUUGCGCGGAAAACGAGGCACUUCCAAGCUGGGACGCCGAUGACUGCUUUGUCAUGAUGCUAGGAAAAUCAAAAGACACCAACUCGCCGGAAAGCCGGUUGGACCAACACCUAUGUUCUGGGUUCUGGGCAUCGUUCGGCCGUAAUCCUCUCGGCAUGCUUAUGGCGAAUUAGGAAACGGCAGUCGUACCUGCCACUUCCCGAAGAGUGUCAUAUAAGGUCUUAACUCUGUAACUGGGUGAUGAAGGCAUGCAUGCUCGCGAUUUUGUCCGGAGUAAAGCUCCCUAUGGUGUGGCAGCAGAGUGAAAGAGGGAUUGUGACAGUGGGAUGGUCAUCCGAUGCAUCAGCAGUGGGUUAUUUGCUCGUUCGUGUAGUUUAUUCUGGCCAACACAUGUGUAUCUCCAGGAAAUUGGAAAUACUGCAUCCUGGAGUCCAGAUGAUUUCCGCUGUUGGUUUGGAUGCCGGGGAUAUGGAAUUGGUCUAUGGGGUGAGCAAUACAGAUCUGGCGGAAAGUGGGGAGACAGGAUCGCCUCACGACUGCAAUAUUCCUACUGAUCAUUAAAAGAAGGAAACGUGGGGCGAAACUCCGUAGGGAAGGCAGAGGACGCGUGGCUCAUCAUCAUCAUCAUAGGCCCCGAGACCGUCAGAAGAGAGAGCACGAGCCCCCGAGGGAAUGUUGGAGGGAAAGAGACCUUCAUUACAGCUACAUUAGGUGAGGAAAGAUUUGCGUGAAUCUCCAGGUUACUCCGUCGACGGGUUAGGAAUCCAAUGCAUUGCAUUCUGACCGGACUUUGCCUUUGGCAAAGAAAAGUUGGCGAGCAACUUCAACACAUCCCCGUUUU
Messenger RNA from Cantharellus anzutake, 1043 nucleotides. RefSeq lists its product as uncharacterized. The record is from RefSeq and is a predicted model, not a curated record. The transcript has 2 exons. Bases 443 to 763 code for a protein of 106 amino acids. Lineage: Eukaryota; Fungi; Basidiomycota; Agaricomycetes; Cantharellales; Hydnaceae.